AUGAUAGGAAGAUCUUCUUUAUCAAUUUCAAAGAGUUGUAUCAACUUUGUAAAGUUGAAUCGUUCAACUAGAAGUUUUGUUGCUACUGUUAACUUUCAAUCAAACUACAACAACAACAACAAGACAUCAAACAUAGUAUCAUAUCAACAACCAUAUACAUUCACAUCAUCAAGAUUAUAUUCUACUACAACUACAACCAAUAUACAACAACAACAACAAUCAGAUAUUAAAAAAGAAGAAAAAGUAGAAGAAAAGAAAGUAGAUGAACAACAAGGAGAAGGAGAAAAGAAACAAGAAGAAGGAGAAGGAGAAAAGAAACAAGAUGGAGAAUCAUCAUCGGAAGAACCAAAAUUUGAAGAAAGAAUAUUAACACCAGAAGAAAAGAAAAAGAAGUUUAGAUCGAAUCUAAAAUGGGGUACAGUGAUGAGUUUACUUGGUGCGACAUUGGGAUUCCUAUUUUACGAAUCACAUAUGCGUCACACACUACCAUACAGAAUUGUGAUGCGUCGUGUCAAUGCCGACAGAGAGGCAUUGCAAUUGUUUGGAGGUACUAUUUCCGAGUUGGCGUGGUAUCAAUGCUUUACCAAACCUAUUUGGGGUUGGACUUGGAUCUAUGAAGGUGCAACCACCUGUGAGGCUCAACUCAAUAUUCCAAUCAAACGAUACAUACCACCUGCACCAAAACCAGAUGAAACACCCAAGACCCCUCUACCAGAGGAAGAAGAAAGCAGAUUAAACGAUGGCGGUGCCCAAGAAGGCUACGUCAGAGCUACACUCGUCAAGAAUAGUCCAUGGUUUUAUGAUUGGAAGAUUCAAAGUUUAUCUAUUGAAAGUGACAAUGGUAAUGUUAAUAUUGUUACCUAUAAACCAUUACAAUAUCCAAAAUCAAGGUUCGAUCUUUAA
Cavenderia fasciculata is the source of this 903-nucleotide messenger RNA. RefSeq lists its product as uncharacterized. Bases 1 to 903 code for a protein of 300 amino acids. Lineage: Eukaryota; Evosea; Eumycetozoa; Acytosteliales; Cavenderiaceae. The transcript has a single exon. The record is from RefSeq and is a predicted model, not a curated record.